Lindgomyces ingoldianus is the source of this 579-nucleotide messenger RNA. RefSeq lists its product as uncharacterized. Lineage: Eukaryota; Fungi; Ascomycota; Dothideomycetes; Pleosporales; Lindgomycetaceae. Bases 1 to 579 code for a protein of 192 amino acids. The transcript is spliced from 2 exons. The record is from RefSeq and is a predicted model, not a curated record.
AUGGGCAAUGAUGUUGGAGUUGGGGAUGGUGGGGAACGCAAUUUAGAAAAUGGAGGAAAAAGGGACACUGAAGGAGGCUCAAACCAGCCUCAAGCGCAUGGUGCCGUUUUCCAUUGCGUCGAUGUCGGGCUGAAUGAAACAAGAGUUCAGACAGUUUCCCCGGGCGUGGCGGACAAAAUGAUCUUCAAGCCACUAGGAGAUGCAUAUCCCAACUUCCCGCGAUGGUGGUGGAAACGAGUUUCCGGAACAAAGUUCUAUCGUGCACGUUCUGACUGUAAGAAGUCGAAAAAGGCGAAAGAUAUACUACCUAUACGCACCAGCGGCGCAAUCAAAACGCGUUAUAUAACUUUCAGGAUAAACAUUAAAGAGCAUUACACACUCUGGGCUGUGAUUUUCCUCGUGCUGGUGGCCAUGGUCUUUACUCUUAGUGCCACACUGUGUAUUUUGCCUAUGUGGCUAAGGGACCACCCAGGAGAUCUACAGAAUGCGACAGUACUAGCGGUGUUUGCUAUCGGUGUAUUGUCGAUUCUUAGCAGUUUUGCUGUCUCACUCUUUUCAGUUCAAAUGACGAAGUCUUGA